AAAACCAAAAACUCCACUUCAACUGUGCAGCAAUGUCCAGAUCGGCAAAGGGCUUUGGUCGCUUAAUCAAUCCGGGCGUGGUACUCCAUCCGGAACUGAAUCAAAAGAUGGCCGACUUUGAGGCCAUGGCCAUGGAGCGAUCUGAUUUGGAUCACGAAUUGAGCCGAUUGCGCAAGCAGCAGGACGACACCGAGGAUAAUUUGGCAGAGGCGCUGGCCGAGGACGAGUUCCAGUGCAAUUUGCGGGGCCAGCCGUUCGUUGCCCCCAACGAGGACGAGCUGCAGGAAAUCCUGAGGAAUCAUCUCGGUGGCAUUAUCAACAAGCUGGCUGCCACGUACGAGCGCCUUAUUUACCUGGACGCGGACAUCAGGAAGCUGAAGGGAGUCAUUGAAAAGGCCAUCACGGUGGCUAAUGAGGAAUCGGCAGCAGCCGCCUCAAUGUGAAGAUAUGUACUUACCCAUUACAUUCGUUGUACUUCUGCAUAUGUGUAUCUUGAAAAUUUCAGUUCGAUUUAAAUGAUACGAAAAUGCAAGGGCUAUGUAAAUAUGUAUUUAUAUUCUCCAGCUUUGCCAUAUGUACCCAAUAAUCAGUAAAAUAUGUGUUACUUUUGGAUAAUGCAGUACCCGUUCGAUGCCACGCGAAAUCCAUUCACACAUUCCGCUGGAGAUCUUAAAUCAUUUGGGCGAAAUUAAAGCCGCAACAAUCUCAUUUCCGGUAAUUCUUUAUGCACUCGCGCACAGACGACAAUCCAAUGCGAGCCAGAAGACACUGCAAAUUUAAUUGCGUAUACGCACUGUUGCCACUGCCGUCGCGGAAACAGCUUCCUCUGCGGCAGCAGCUACACUCUGCUGACUCUAUCGUUAAGUGCAUAAAUUCAAUAAUGCCGAGCGUCUGGCGGUGUCAACGCGCUGCAGAGAUCGAUAAAGCUGAAGCGGGAAAAUUUAUGGAAUUUCCUGUGCAAUGAAUUACUGAAUUUAUUUAAGUAAAC
Drosophila simulans is the source of this 988-nucleotide messenger RNA. RefSeq lists its product as uncharacterized. The transcript has a single exon. NCBI's taxonomy places the organism in Eukaryota, Metazoa, Arthropoda, Insecta, Diptera, Drosophilidae. Bases 33 to 443 code for a protein of 136 amino acids. The record is from RefSeq and is a predicted model, not a curated record.